Lacerta agilis (Sand lizard) is the source of this 694-nucleotide messenger RNA. It is a transcript of the gene DTD1, whose product is annotated as D-aminoacyl-tRNA deacylase 1. The record is from RefSeq and is a predicted model, not a curated record. The transcript is spliced from 5 exons. Gene Ontology annotation, cellular component: cytoplasm. Gene Ontology annotation, biological process: tRNA metabolic process. Bases 51 to 674 code for a protein of 207 amino acids. Lineage: Eukaryota; Metazoa; Chordata; Lepidosauria; Squamata; Lacertidae. Gene Ontology annotation, molecular function: D-tyrosyl-tRNA(Tyr) deacylase activity.
UGACGCCACUUCCUUCUCCGCUGGCCGACCGCUCCUGAGGGCCCGGAGCCAUGAAGGCCAUCAUCCAGCGCGUCGCCCAGGCCAGCGUGACAGUUGGUGGGGAGCAAAUAAGCUCCAUUGGACAAGGCAUUUGUGUCCUGCUGGGUAUCUCAGUGGAAGACACUCAGAAAGAGCUUGAGCACAUGGUUAGAAAGAUUUUAAACCUACGUGUGUUUGAAGAUGAAAGUGGCAAACACUGGUCUAAAAGUGUAAUGGACAAGCAGUAUGAAGUGCUCUGUGUCAGCCAGUUUACUCUUCAGUGUAUCCUGAAAGGAAACAAGCCAGACUAUCAUAUGGCAAUGCCUACAGAUCAAGCAGAGUCUUUCUAUAACAGUUUCCUAGAACACCUUCGCAAAUCAUACAAGCCAGAGCUCAUUAAAGAUGGCAAAUUUGGUGAAUAUAUGCAGGUACAUAUUCAGAAUGAUGGACCUGUGACUAUAGAACUGGAGUCUCCUGCCCCUCCCAUUGACCCAAAGCAGCUGGCAAAACUUGAGAAACAGCAGCAGAGGAAAGAGAAGACCCGGAUGAAGGCACCCUCUGAAUCAAGCAGAGAGAGAAAUGUUCCUAGAAGUAAAAAUGAUCCUAGUGCAAGCAGUGGGGCUGAGGGAGAUGUGUCUUCAGAAAGGGAACCAUAACUUAUGAAAAGCAGGUUCAG